UAGUAGUAUGAGGCUCCCAGUAUGGCUGACGUCAUAACUGUGAGACAGUGAUUAAUUCAGAGGAAGGUGGUCGCAGGGAAAAUGGCGUCGGUUUCGGAAUUGUACGAUGUCACUUGGGAAGAGAUGCGUGACAAACUCCGAAAGUGGCGGGAGGAGAAUUACAGGAAUAGUGAGCAGAUAGUGGAUGUUGGCGAGGAACUGAUCAAUGAACAUGCGUCAAAGCUCGGAGAUGACAUUUGGAUAAUUUAUGAGCAGGUGAUGAUCGCAGCGCUGGACUGCAGUCGGGAUGAUUUGGCCUGGAGUUGUCUACAGGAGCUGAAGAGGCAGUUUCCAGACAGUCACAGAGUAACACGAUUAGCGGGCAUGCGGCUCGAGGCUCUGGAGAGGUAUGAUGAUGCCAACAAGUUGUACGAUUCAAUACUGCAAGACGAUCCUACUAAUACGGCAGCGAGGAAGCGCAAGAUCUCCAUUCUGCGAGCGCAGGGCAAGAGCAAUGAGGCCAUCCGGGCGCUCAAUGAAUAUCUGGAGCAGUUUGUGGGAGACCAGGAAGCAUGGCAUGAGCUGUCAGAACUCUACAUCAACGAACAUGAUUAUGCCAAAGCAGCCUUCUGUCUGGAGGAGCUGAUGAUGACCAACCCACACAAUCACCUGUACUGUGAGCAGUAUGCAGAGGUGAAAUACACCCAGGGGGGGCUGGAGAACCUGGAGCUGGCCAGGAAGUAUUUUGCGCAGGCACUCAAGCUGAACAACAGAAACAUGAGGGCCUUGUUUGGCCUUUAUAUGUCAGCAAGUCACAUAGCCAGUAGCCCUAAAGUGAGCGCAAAGGUAAAAAAGGACAAUGUGAAGUAUGCUGCCUGGGCUGCCUCUCAGAUCAACAGAGCCUAUCAGCUCGCCGGCCGUGGGAAGAAGGAGAACAAAUGCUCAAUGAAGGCAGUAGAGGAGAUGUUGGAGUCCAUGCAGAUCACCAUGUCCUAAGCCUCAACUCUCUCCUCCUUAGCCUCGGUCACCACAACAGCAUGGCAGCUCUCCCUGCACACUGCAGCCCUGCACCACCCACAAAGCAGAGCGGAGCAGACCACCCCGACCGCCACCGCCACAUUCUCCCAAACUGUUGUGUGUUGUUUUUUUUGUUUUUUUUCCCCUCUUACAGUCAGUACUUGUCCAACAGUCCAGCCUACAAGGACCCCCAGUCAUUCCACAUAUUAAUUUUAUUAUAAAUCUGUCAGUCUUAAAACAACGUACCAAGGGCUGAAAGGUCAGGAACUGGGAAAGUAACAUACACAGGUGUACAUAGGUGGUAUGCAGAUACAUGAGCAAUGCCUGGGUGGGGUAAUAGUGUUUUUCACAGUACAGGUAGAUGAUUAAUAUUAAUAAGAUCAGGUGUGCAAAUGUGAAUAGACAGUGAAUGAUGUUUAUGGGAAGGGCAGGUGUGGCUUAGACUGAAAAUGAGUAUGUGCUCUGUCAUUUUUAAUAUGACUUGUGUCCAUUUUGGUCACCUGUCCUUCUAAUUAAAGAAAUUCACUAUUUGAAAAACAUA
Messenger RNA from Pangasianodon hypophthalmus (striped catfish), 1537 nucleotides. RefSeq names its product ER membrane protein complex subunit 2 (gene emc2). The transcript has 11 exons. Gene Ontology annotation, cellular component: EMC complex. Bases 82 to 975 code for a protein of 297 amino acids. Gene Ontology annotation, molecular function: protein binding. The record is from RefSeq and is a predicted model, not a curated record. NCBI's taxonomy places the organism in Eukaryota, Metazoa, Chordata, Actinopteri, Siluriformes, Pangasiidae. Gene Ontology annotation, biological process: protein folding in endoplasmic reticulum.